Messenger RNA from Trematomus bernacchii (emerald rockcod), 2127 nucleotides. Its product is annotated as interleukin-17 receptor D. Gene Ontology annotation, molecular function: interleukin-17 receptor activity; protein binding. NCBI's taxonomy places the organism in Eukaryota, Metazoa, Chordata, Actinopteri, Perciformes, Nototheniidae. The record is from RefSeq and is a predicted model, not a curated record. The transcript is spliced from 12 exons. The coding region runs from base 196 to 1983 and encodes 595 amino acids.
UUUGCUCGCACCCCGUAGCCUGAAGACACCACUCCCCUGGACGCCUCCUCCCUGGUUUGCUGUCACUUACUCUCACGCACUACAGACUUCACACUUCCAACGCUUGCUUCCUCCAGACGCUCAGUGCUUAUUGUUUCUGUGUGUUUUUGAGCUCUGGUGUUUGCAGUUGGACCAUGUCAUGCAGGCUUUAGCAGCAUGUGGACGGCAGCGCUUGUUGUGUUCCUCUUUUCGGCUCCCUGUCAGCAUCUCUGGGCUCAGGAGGGGGCCAUCGCUCCUCAGGACUGCAGCCUGGACUGCAUCAAAGAGGGAGGACCUGGAUGUGAAUACUGCAGAAUAACCAGAGCUGAUGUCAAGACAGCUCUGGGCUUUAACUCUUUUAAAGAGUUUGGAAGCUGUAUUCCCUGGCCAUGUUUUGAGUUGCUAGGAGAAAAAGACCCAAGAAUCUGUCAGCACUACGUCCACGGUCCAAAUAAUGUGGAGAUUGAAUUUGUAAAUGAACCAAACUCAGAAUCUGACACCAUAGUUGUCUCCUGGAAGCCCAGCUACUAUGGGAUCGCCUUCCUGCGAGGCUUUCAGGUGUCACUCCAGGCUCUGGGAGGGUCAAGUUUUGCCUGUCAGCUCUUCCUCUUCCACCGUAACCUCUCCCUGCCUGCUUCACAAUCCAAAAGGGUGUACAAGUCGGACCCUUUCCCCGGCCUCCCCCUGGGGUCCCAGUAUGCUGUUACUGUCAUGGCCCUGCCGGUGCCUGAGGAGUGGGAGAGGUUCUACCGCAGCAGGAACUUCUCCUCACGCUCAUGUGCAGAAAAGAACGGUCUUGAGAAGUGCAAAAAAGAUUGGUACCCCAAACACAUCGAGGUGCAACAGGAAGGGACAGCCAUCACCGUGACCUUUAACCUGGCUCCUCCACAGCUGGGCAUCAGGAGCUACUUCUCCCUGUGUUACGCUAACAGCAUGAAGAAAUACACAGACAUCUCUCCUAAUUUCAAGAAAAACAAGACUCACCACAGCUUUCAGAUGAAUGACCUUCAAGAAGGAACCAAUUACACUUGUCAGAUUGCAGCUGACGAAAUGGACGCAGUAAGGAAAACCUUCAAUGUUCAGGUGUUGCACUUGCACAAAGCAGUUUCAACACCUCACUCUGUGAGUCCCUCAUUGGCUCUGAUGCUUCCACUGGGCCUGUCUGUGGCAGCCAUAUUUGUAGUCCUAGUGGCUGCUCUCACCUGGAAGACCAGGCUGCAGAUGAAGAAAGUGUACAUUAAACCAGAUAUUAUAAGGCAGCAAGAAGAGAGCGGCACUCAAGAGGGAGUGAUGCCUCUGCCCAGAAACAGGCCGACCCCUCCUCGUCUUCUGAUUUGCUACAGCAGCUGUGACGGCCCCGCCCAUGUUAAAGCCGUCAUGCAGUUAGGGGCCUUCAUACAGCAGCACAUGGCCACUCAGGUGUGCCUGGACCUGUGGGACUCUCUGAGCGUUGCUGAGGAGGGCGGCAUGGCCUGGCACUGCCGGCAGAUCCGGGAGAGUGACUUCAUCUUGGUGAUAUGUUCCAUGGGCCUGAACCGCAGGAGUAAGCCUUCAGAGGGCGAUGAAGAUGAAGGGGCACACGAAGGACUCCACUAUGGCUCUAACGCCUUCUGCUCUGAAGCUGCAGUUAAACUUAUUGGAGAGGAGGUGGGCCACGCCAAAGCCAGGGGCCAGGACUUGUCCAAAUACAUGGCGGCCAUUUUUGAUUAUUCCGAUGAAACUGACAUCCCCACCGAACUGAGGCUAGUUUCUCACUACAUAUUGACACGCGAUUUACAGCUGCUUUUCUCCCACCUCCAUGGAGUGGCUCUGCACGGGCCGGGGCAUUACCUGAAGAUAAAUCAUAUAUCAGAGGACGGGUUUACUAAGUUACCAUCCGGAGCUGCUCUGCAGUGGGCUAUUUAUGAGGCUCGGACGGAGAUAACGGCAAAAAGGCAUCACUCUGUGGGAAGUGAAGGGGACUAAUACCCCAUUCACACCAACGGUGUUUCAGGGCCGGUUCGGAGCUGGAGCUUGAAAAGCACCGGGUUUUCCUGUUCACACCGCAGCGGAGCAGCCUCUAAGCUCCGGAAUCCGGUUCGUUUCGAGCACCAAAAAGUUGUCCGUCUA